Messenger RNA from Closterium sp. NIES-65, 276 nucleotides. The record is from the annotation of a GenBank genome assembly. Lineage: Eukaryota; Viridiplantae; Streptophyta; Zygnematophyceae; Desmidiales; Closteriaceae.
AUGGGGGUAGAAGUGCAGAUGCGGGGCGACGGGCGGCGGCCCGACAAGAAGUUGUGGGGCGACGGGCGGCGGCCUGACGAGAAGCUGCGCGGCGACGGGCGGCGGCCCGACAAGAAGAUGCGGGGCGACAGGCGGCGGCCCGACGAGAAGCUGCGGGGCAACGGGCGGCGGCCCGACGGGAAGCUGCGGGGCGACCGGCGGCGGCCCGACAAGAAGAGCUGCAGCCUUGACUUCACACCCCCUGGGUCCUGCACCAUUCUUCUCAUCACCACCUGA